Lachancea nothofagi CBS 11611 is the source of this 831-nucleotide messenger RNA. The record is from the annotation of a GenBank genome assembly. Lineage: Eukaryota; Fungi; Ascomycota; Saccharomycetes; Saccharomycetales; Saccharomycetaceae.
AUGAGUCCUUACGCAACCCUAGUGGAAAAUUUAAAUGCUGAAAGUAUUCUGGAUAAAUUUCCAGAGGUGAUUCCGCUCCAGAAACGGCCAAACACCGCCUCCAGCGAGGGCAGUGGUAAUGAGAAAGGUGACCUCGUGUUCGAUGGCCACGACGAAGAACAAAUUCGCCUUAUGAAUGAAAACUGCAUUGUGCUCGACUGGGAUGACAGCGCCGUCGGUGCUGGCACCAAGAAACUGUGCCAUCUCAUGACCAAUAUCGACCAAGGGUUGUUGCACCGUGCAUUUUCUGUGUUUCUGUUCAAUGCGGAAGGCCAGUUGUUGUUGCAACAAAGAGCGUCUGAGAAAAUUACGUUUCCCGACUUGUGGACCAAUACUUGCUGCUCCCACCCGCUCUGCGUGGAUGACGAACUAGGUCUAUCGGGCUCGUUAGAUUCCAAAGUCCGUGGUGCCCAAACCGCCGCGGUUCGCAAAUUGGACCACGAACUCGGGAUCCCCAUGGAAGAGAGCCGAACUAGGUGCGAUUUUGAUUUCCUCAAUAGAAUUCACUAUAAGGCGCCCAGCAACGGGCCUUGGGGCGAACACGAAAUCGACUACAUUUUCUUCUGCCAGUUGCAGCCAAAACAGUCUUUAACCGUCGAGCCAAACCCUAAUGAGGUUCGUGAUUUCAAGUGGGUCAAUGCGGCUGAGUUGAAAGCCAUGUUUCAGGAUUCUUCGUAUAAAUUUACGCCUUGGUUCAAACUAAUCUGCGACAGCUAUUUGUUCCAAUGGUGGGAGCAGCUAUCUGACUUAUCAAAGGUCAAAAAUGAUUCCAAAAUUCACAGAUUGUUGUAA